Cladocopium goreaui is the source of this 968-nucleotide messenger RNA. The record is from the annotation of a GenBank genome assembly. NCBI's taxonomy places the organism in Eukaryota, Dinophyceae, Suessiales, Symbiodiniaceae.
CACAGGUCACCAGCGCAGGGCCCAAGGCAGAAAUCGAGGUUACCCCAGACCGUGCUGACCCUUCACAGCCCACCUCUGAGCCUCGAAUUCUGGCCCCCCCCGCCGGACACACCGAACCCACCGGACACGCCGGACACGUAUCCAGUCCCAUUGUGGAAGGCUUGAGACCUGGCAAGAGUGUGCGAGUGAGCGGCUUGAAAGGAGAUGCUGCGUUACGUCUCAACGGCGAGAAGGGCGUCCUUGAAAGCUGGAAUGCCGCUAGCAAUCGCUGGAAUGUGCGGCUUCGCAGUGGGGAAGUCAAGGCCAUCCGUGCUGAGAACUUGCAUGAGGUGCUGGAUCCUUCGCCCGUGCAGACCCCGCUUCCCGCCUCCCAGGAGGAGCAUCCUGAUGACCCUCCGUUCUUAGAGGUCUGGAGUCGCAGAGAAGCCUCGGAACGAGCCAAGGCCACUGAGAAGCUGCUAGGGCCCACAAAGCUGGAUCUUUCGGUGCCUGCUGAGUUGUUGCAGCAGGCAGCAAAGCGGCAAGAUAUGGAUCCAGACCCAGAUGCGAAGCUUCUAUCCUCCGUUGAUGAUGAGCGGGUCGUCUUGGAUGACCUGGACACUGAUCUACAGCUACGCUCCAGCGGCUGGACUGCGAAGACUGCGAAGCGUUAGCUUCGCUGCCGUGAUGGCAAUGGGAAAAGCCCAGUAUAGAUUCGAAUCAGAUGGGGCGAUGCUUAAACAGAGCGUCCGCCCUAAAAUAAAUGUGCAAGCUGGUCCUAAAGUGUCUGAAACAACAUCUUCUUUGAAACUGUGGAAAUCCUUGAUAUGCCCACCCACAAAGGAGUACUCGUGCAGCUUUCAUUCAAAGCUGCCAAAAAUCCAAUGUGACGCGUGCACCAAAAAAGGGCGAAAGGUACAUCACCUUUCGCAGAAACAUGAAAAAUGCAUACAGCAACCCUCCAUGAUAGAUUCGGAAAGUUGGAAGCC